This is a messenger RNA of Fusarium fujikuroi IMI 58289, 1671 nucleotides long. RefSeq names its product related to AMP-dependent synthetase and ligase. The transcript is spliced from 5 exons. Gene Ontology annotation, molecular function: medium-chain fatty acid-CoA ligase activity. Gene Ontology annotation, biological process: fatty acid metabolic process. The record is from RefSeq and is a predicted model, not a curated record. The coding region runs from base 1 to 1671 and encodes 556 amino acids. NCBI's taxonomy places the organism in Eukaryota, Fungi, Ascomycota, Sordariomycetes, Hypocreales, Nectriaceae.
AUGACUAGUUCAAAGAUCAACCUCCCUGACGACAUCCUCUUUUCCAGGCUCUUGAAGCUGGUGCGCGAAUAUCAGGACCAGACUAUUGUUGACGACCACAGUCACGGUACACAAUUUGGUUAUCGUCAUGUCCUCGACGGCACCUCAAGACUGCUACAGAAGCUACAAACCCUUCAUGGAUAUACCCCAGAACAUUCGGGAGACUUUUUCAUUGCUGUUCUGGCUCCAAAUGGCUAUGAGUUCAUCAUCGCCGUUCUUGCUGUGCUGGCAUUUGGGGGAGUGGUUGUUCCUAUGCCUACAGGAGCCCUUCCCACUGAGGCAGCUUAUAUGCUCCAGCAAUGCAACGCACAAUACCUGCUCGUCGGCCCCGAGCAAAUUGACCUCGGUGAAAGAAUUCAAGCUGAACUCGAGAUAUCCACCUUGACCAUUGAAGGCCAGGUUCAGAUCGAUGCACUACCACCGACAACAGCAUAUGCCCUCACUCCAACCAUGGCGGUAUCUGAGGACUAUCCCAGCAUCUUGUUCUUUACUUCAGGCACAACUGGACCCCCAAAGGGCGUACUUCAUGCCCGCAAAACUAUCAAUAAGUAUGCGCGAAUGGCAGAAGCAGGACUCAAUGAUGACAUUUGUCUCAUACCCAGCGGAGCUUUUUGGUCCGUCUACUUUACAAAAGUCUUCCAAAUGCUCCUCACAGGCGUUCGUAUCGAAAUUCAAAAUUUCGGUCGACAGUAUAACCUGAUAUGGGAGAGGUUCCGCGCCAAGACGGCCACCAAGAUUGUUCUAUCUCCAACCUUUUGGUAUGGUAUGAUGCAUUACUUUCAGCAGAACAUCUCACAAUUACCUGAGACCGAGGUUCAAGAGUACGUUGAAGGGGCUAGGCAUCUUCGUGACGCUACUGCGACUGGAGCUAUGCCUUCUAAGAGGCUGAAGGAGUUUUGGCGGGAUGUCCGUGGUGAGAGGGCAUUGAAGGUUCUGUAUGGAUCUACGGAGACUCAAGAGAUCUCGGUCUGCGAUGGAGAGGUGGAAUUCACUGAGAACGACCUCGGAACACCUCAACCUGGCGUCGAGGUCAAAGUAGAUGGCUUCGAAGGAGAACUUCUUGUCAAGACGCCGUCUUUGUUUCUUGGUUACCUGAACAGACCGGAAGAUUCAGCGGAGCGUUUCGACUCCGAAGGGUUUUUCAAGACGGGAGAUCUCGUUAUCCGUCGCGAUAAGAAGCUCAUCUUCCAAGGAAGGGCUAACAUGGACCUAUUCAAGUUCUACACCUACAAGGUUCCCCGCAUGCAAGUCGAAGCAUUUCUCACAGCUCUUCCAUACAUCCUGGAGGGAUACGUCCUCCCAGUUGCAGAUCCACACUGCGACACCCGUGUUGCCUCCCUUGUCCGACUCCGUGAAGGUGCCGGAAAGGUCAACUUGGAGAGAAUCAGAAGCGACUUGGAGAAUGAACUCCCGGCCUAUCAGCUUCCGACAGUGCUUCGUGUGCUGAAACAUCAUGAAGAAGUUCCACGGACUUGGUCUGGCAAACUUGCGAUGAAGAAAGUGGUACAAAAGUUCUUUCCGCAGGAUAGCAAUGAUCGUCUUUAUGAUGAGGCGACUGAAGUCUUGGAUGUUAGUGAGUUCAUGCGGGCCAAAACCUCCAAGUUAUGGGAUUUGUCAGGAAUGCGGCAGUAG